This is a messenger RNA of Centrocercus urophasianus (Greater sage-grouse), 1015 nucleotides long. RefSeq names its product hematopoietically expressed homeobox (gene HHEX). Lineage: Eukaryota; Metazoa; Chordata; Aves; Galliformes; Phasianidae. The coding region runs from base 1 to 834 and encodes 277 amino acids. The record is from RefSeq and is a predicted model, not a curated record. Gene Ontology annotation, biological process: regulation of transcription by RNA polymerase II; cell differentiation. The transcript has 4 exons. Gene Ontology annotation, molecular function: DNA-binding transcription factor activity, RNA polymerase II-specific; RNA polymerase II cis-regulatory region sequence-specific DNA binding.
AUGCAGUACCAGGCGCCGGGCGCGGCUCCGGCGGCGGCCCUGGGCGUCGGCGUCCCGCUGUACGCGCCCACGCCGCUGCUGCAGCCCGCGCACCCCACGCCCUUCUACAUCGAGGACAUCCUGGGCCGCGGCCCCGCCGCCGCGCCGGCCCCCCACUCCCUGCCCGCCCCGCCGCCGCCGACGCUGCCGUCGCCCAACUCCUCCUUCACCAGCCUGGUGACCCCGUACCGGACCCCCGUCUACGAGCCGACCCCCAUCCACCCGGCCUUCUCCCAUCACCUCGCCGCCACCUACGGCACCGGCGCUUACGCCGGGCCCCUCUACUCCUUUCCCCGCUCCGUCGGCGACUAUACGCACGCACUGAUCCGCCAGGACCCCCUGGGAAAGCCGCUGCUGUGGAGCCCCUUCAUCCAGCGGCCGCUGCAUAAGAGGAAGGGUGGGCAGGUGCGCUUCUCCAACGAGCAGACCAUCGAGCUGGAGAAGAAGUUCGAGACGCAGAAAUAUCUCUCCCCGCCUGAGAGGAAGCGCCUAGCCAAGCUGCUGCAGCUCAGCGAGCGCCAGGUCAAAACGUGGUUCCAGAACCGCAGAGCCAAAUGGAGGCGCCUGAAGCAGGAGAACCCCCAGGCCACCAAAAAGGAGGAGGCGGAAGGAACCAGCGAUCACGGUGACCCACGACCAGAGGGCAGCCCCAGCCCCGCGGGAGGGGGUGAGGCCGAGCCGCAGGACAGCCCCUCGGCCGCCUCACAGGAGGACCCCGAGUCCGAUGUCUCUGACGACUCCGACCAGGAGGUGGACAUCGAGGGCGACAAAGGCUUCUACAGUGCCACACGCUGAUGUCCCGCAGGCACGGAGCCGAGCUCGGCUUGUGCUGUCCCGGGACUGCGGGACUGUGGGACUGUGGGACUGAGGAUUUUAUGAUGGGAGAGGACUUUCACCAUUCCGCUGAAAGACAAAGAAGCACAAACGGAUUCGUUCUGUAAUGAUCUGAGAAAGAAAAGAUGUAUGUUCUGCAAAA